Messenger RNA from Lycium barbarum (goji berry), 862 nucleotides. RefSeq lists its product as uncharacterized. The transcript is spliced from 4 exons. Bases 121 to 657 code for a protein of 178 amino acids. The record is from RefSeq and is a predicted model, not a curated record. Lineage: Eukaryota; Viridiplantae; Streptophyta; Magnoliopsida; Solanales; Solanaceae.
UUCAAAUUCAGAGUCAUUUUUGUAGCCUCACAAAGAAUGGCACUAUAUAUAAUCUGAUUUCUGCUCAUAAUAAUUAAAAUAAAAAUUCUUGGUUUCUUUCUGUAAGUCAUAAAUAUAUUUAUGGCUUCCACAGUUGCAUUUCAUUCUACACUUUUUGUUUCAUUUCAAUCACCAAAACGUUACAGAAGAAAUCAAAAAACAAUUUUUGCUCUCAAACCAUCACAAUUUCUUUCUUCAAGUUCACUGCUAAAGUUGAAAAAGCAAACAGCUUUAUCCACCACACAAUUCAAGAAUCUAAGGAGCCACAAGUUUAAAGCAACACCCUUAAUUUUUGCAGCUCAAUCCAAUUUCUUGAAAGUUCUUCAAACUGCAUGGAGAGUUGGAAAGGAUGGAGUUGAAGCUGGAACCAACAUGGUACCUGAUGCCAUUCCAAGACCGAUAGCCAGGAUUGCCGUGACUGUAGUCGGAGCGGCCCUUGCUCUUUUUGUACUCAAAUCAUUCCUGUCGACAGCUUUGUUUGUGUUGACGAUGAUGGGAGUCAUUUACUUUGGAUUCAUAGCCUUGAACAAGGACGAUGGUCCAAAAGGCGGUGGAGGCACCGGUUCUGUUGACGACAGUCUAGAAGAAGCUAGAAGAAUAAUGGAAAAGUACAAGUAAGAAAUGCAGAAAACAAAACUUGUUCGCGGUAAUUAACAAUGUAUCUGGCUUCUUUCAAAAUAGCUAGUAGGCCUUCAAGUCUUAUAGUAAAGGAAUCCUCUAUUCUUGAAUUUAUUGGUUGUAAGGUAAUAGUUUUCCAGUUAGUUGUAAAUUUCUGAGUUUCUUGUACCAAUAUAUUAAUUAUCUAAAAGUAGUUUCCUGAGAA